Klebsormidium nitens is the source of this 1415-nucleotide messenger RNA. Lineage: Eukaryota; Viridiplantae; Streptophyta; Klebsormidiophyceae; Klebsormidiales; Klebsormidiaceae. The record is from the annotation of a GenBank genome assembly.
ACCUGCGUCCACGUGUCUGCUGCUGGUCGUGACCAAAAUUCGGCUCCUUCUGCACAGCAGACUCCAGCCUCGUUGCGCCCAAGAAGUUUGAAACGUUUGGAUAUUGGCAACGCAAGCCCGCUUAAGGCGCUUAUUUCGAGCGUUCGUAUACCCCUUGGACUGCUCUUCAAUCGCCUACAUCACCAUCGAGAGACGAAGCAACAUGGCGAAGGAAGGGGCAUCCGGAGACAAGGUGUAUGACGUCAUCGCUGAGAUCAAGGCCCUGGGCCUGGAGAAGCUGGUGCCCGAGGAGGGCCGCCUCGGCGCGUUUGCGCGCCAGCGCUGGUCGGACAAGCGGGAGGCGGGCCUCAAUGACAUCAUCAACCACUCAUACGCUAUGUCGUACGCGCUCCAUUCGCUCGCGAGCUUCUGCGCGCGCGACUACGUGUCCCUGAAGGGCCUCGCGCGCUUCUACGCCGACAGGAGCGACCGAGAGCGCACCUGCGCGAUGGAGCUGUCGCGCUACCAGGGCCUGCGUGGCGGGAAGGUGGUGCUGUACCAGAUCGGGCAGCCGGAGUCUGAGUUCGACCACGAAGAAAAGGGCGAGGCGCUCUACACCAUGGAGAUCGUUCUGGCAAUCUUCAAGGUCCACAACGAGAAGCUCCGCGACCUUAACCAGCUGGCAGCCGAAGAGAACGACGACGAGUUCUCCGAUUACCUCACCGACGGCUUCAUCCAUCCCCUGGUGAUCACCGUCAAGAAGCUGGCCGGCAUGGUGACCCAGCUGCGCCGCGUCGGCAAGGGCCACGGCACGUGGCACUUCGACCACUCUCUGAACAAGAGGCUGAAGAAGCACGAGGUGGGGGAGGAGAUUGCGGACAGCGGCGGCGAGACGUCGGAGGAAGAGGAGGACGAGUCUGAGGCCGCGCUUCAUGCGGACGUGGCAGUCUGAGGAGCCGCCACGUGGCUGGCAGCUCGGAGCUUUUAAAGCUGGGCUUGUAGAAGAAGGGGACGAGGCUGUAAAAAGAGCAGCAGGCUAUAAGAAGUAGAGCGUCUAGGUUAUAGCUUGACUGACCUGUUAGGACGAGAGUAGGUUAGAUAUGCUCUUGGCGAGGGGGGAACGAAAGUAUGCGACGUUUUGAAGAAACGUAGAUACCGGAAUAUGCUUUAGCUGACUUCGAGCUAGGAAUCACAGCGGAGUCGCUCUACAGAGAACGGAGCCGAAACUUUUCUGAGCUUUGGGCGUUUGUGCGAGUCGGUGCGCUUUUGAACCCGUUUCUUCAGGCAUCAACCGGAUUUAAGCAGUAAAUUAGGCCUCUUCUAACAAGUGGGUUCCGAGCAUUGCAAAUAAUGCGGACCUCGUUUCGUGACAUUCUGCUAUAUCUGCCCAUCGACUUUGCCCAAAGCGGCUUUACCCCACUAACGCAAACAUCAGG